Messenger RNA from Diceros bicornis minor, 222 nucleotides. Its product is annotated as small proline-rich protein 2G-like. Gene Ontology annotation, cellular component: cornified envelope. Lineage: Eukaryota; Metazoa; Chordata; Mammalia; Perissodactyla; Rhinocerotidae. The coding region runs from base 1 to 222 and encodes 73 amino acids. The transcript has a single exon. The record is from RefSeq and is a predicted model, not a curated record.
AUGUCUUAUCAGCAGCAGCAACAAUGCAAAGUCCCCUGCCAGCCCCCUCCCCAGGUCCCUGUGCCCUGCCCUCCCCAGGUCACUGUGCCCUGCCCCCCCCAAGUCCCUGUGCCCUGCCCUCCAAAGGGACCUGAGCCCUGCCUUCCACCCCCUAGCCAGCAGAAGUGCCCCCCUGUGCAACGUCCCCCAUGCCAGCAGGAAUACCUGCCAAAGCAGAAGUGA